AGCUCCUAGGCAGCUCUAGAAGUACAGGACUGAGCAUGCUCCGGAGGAAGGGGCAGCAUUCGAUUGCAAGUAGAGGAAAAUUUUGCACUGCACAGGGCAGCCAGAAGGUGUUCUGGCUUGGAGAGCCCGCCAGCCUCCCGCCUCUCCUCUCUCAGCCCAGUUGCUGGGGUUUUUGCCUCUGGCUCCUGUCCCAGCGCCACCCCUCUCUGGUUCCCUCUUGUGACAGCUUCUCUCCCCGGCCCAAGGCGACUCUGGCAAAGGCUGAUUCCCCCCCCCCCCCCCCCCCUUCGGUCCCCCAAUCUCCCUCUCUCUCCAACGCAUCAGAGCUUGCAGGGACUUUAAUCCUGCCUAGCCACACCGGACAGGAGGUAGGAGCCCAGAGCUUGCGAGCUGUAACCCGCGGCACGGAUCCCAGAAUCCCAGGUCCAGGCAGCCCUCGGAGCCGGCUGCAGGCUGCUGGCUGCUGGCGGCAGCUGUGUCUCCUUGGAGGAGAACAGAAGGAAGAGAACCGGGAAGGCUAGGCGAGAGAGCGCAAGAGGUGAGCCUGGCAGAGGAAAGGAAGAGCGCGUGCGCUUAUUAUUAUUGUUAUUGUUGUACGGGGCCAGGAGGUGUUUUGCGAACCAAGGGGGUUUGGAGGGUUAAUUUCCCUGCUUCUCGCACCACAGUUCGGCGCUGUGACUGGAGUCCGGGCCGGAGCAGCUGUUGCGCCGAGAGGGUGCAGCUGCUGAGUUUGAUAACCAUAGCAACCACAUCAGCACCGCCAGCAUCCUCCGCGCUCCUCCUCUCUCUCCUCCCCCGGUGGUGGCGGUGGGGACAGAGCCUCAGGAUCUCACCGCUGCCUCGGACUGCAGUCUGCCGGCUGCUUUGCCUCUUCUUCUUGGGGCCUCCCUAUUCUCCCUGCCUUCCUCCCUUUCAUGGUCCACACUGCCGGAGCCUUUUCGCUAAGAGAAAGGGAGAGAGGACCCAGGAGGGAGAGUGCACGGGGUGUCUGGAAGAGUUGACAGAGGUGCACUGCAGAGGGACGCUUCAACCCAGGUGAUGACCGGAAAAGAUCAUGUCUGAAGUACAGGGAACGGUUGAGUUUUCUGUAGAGCUACACAAAUUCCACAAUGUGGAUCUCUUCCAGCGAGGGUAUUACCAAGUCAGAGUUACCUUGAAGGUCCCCUCAAGAAUUCCCCACAGAUUGAGUGCCAAGAUUGGUGGGCAAAAAGAGAACUCCCAACUGGGUUCUGCCUGUGUCCAAGAGAAUACCGUGAACAGCCGGAUAUUUCAGAUCUUGUACAGGAAUGAAGAGAUUGUCAUUAAUGAGUCGAUGACCUUUCAAGUGCAUUUGCUCUUAGAUGGUGAAAGGGUUGAAGAUGCUUUAAGUGAAGUAGAAUUCCAGCUCAAGUUGGACCUUCAUUUUACAGACAGUGAACAGCAGGCAAGGGAUGCUUCGGGGAUGCCAACCAUCAGUAGCCGUACACUUGGCCUCCACUUCCAGCCUCGAAGCGGACUGCACCAUCAUGUCCCUGUAAUGUUUGACUAUUUCCACCUAUCUGUGAUCUCCGUGACAAUCCAUGCCUCACUGGUGGCCCUGCAGCAACCAUUGAUCAGCUUUACACGCCCAGGGAAAGGAUCAUGGCUGGGUAAAGGCAGCCCAGAGGGAAGUUCGGAACCAUCAAUUAUGUCCUUAGAAAGCCUUGUCUUUGGAGCUGGCUACUGCAAACCUUCUUUCUCAGAGGGAAGCUUUUAUACACCCUCUGAGAACUGUAUGCAACAUGCAUACAAAUGGCACCGGGAUCUAUGUCACCUUCUCUUGAAUACAUAUAAAGAACUACAUAUUUACUUCCUCAUCCUUAUGAAGGACAUCCCAGAUUUUCCACGGAAGAAGCUAGAGAAACUUGCUGUUGAAGAAACAUUAUCUCUCCUUUGUUCAGAGCUACAGCUGAUGAACAAUCCAGAGAAGAUAGCUGAGCAGAUAAGUAAAGACCUCACUUGGCUUUGCUCUCACCUCUUGGAACUGUGGACCCAGUUUCUGGAAGUGGUGUCACUGAACCCUGAAGUCACAACAUAUCUCAACAAGGAGCACCAUGCUUUGAGGGUCAGAAGAUUUUCAGAGGCUUUCUUCUAUAUGGAACACCAAAAGCUUUCUGUCUUGACAUUUCAGGAAAGUGUGAUCCAAAAACAAAGUCAGAUUGCUUUGGAAGUUCGGAAUUCGGAAUACUUCACCAGCAUGCCUCCCCUUCCAGCAGAAUGCCUAGAUAUUGAUGGAGACUGGAAUACCCUACCUGUUAUUUUUGAGGACAGAUAUGUGGAAUGUCCUGGGAAAGGGAAUAAUUUGAAACAUUUCCCCAAUGCUGGUGCUGCUGUUAAAACUACCCUGAAAGCAGGACAAAAGGAAAAAGAGAAAGAUCGACUUUCACUUGCCAAUGCAACAUCUGAGAAAACAACAUACAGGGAAGAUGCUUCUUUACCAAGCAGCUCUGGACCAGAGUAUAUGUGCCCCGGGACGAGCGGGGAAGUUUCUGUGGACACCUACUUACCCUAUAGCUCAGAAUCUCAGGUAUACUUGACAAUUGGUGAAUCCCAGGAUGAAAUGGGUUUACUUGAAGAGCAUCCAACAGUUUCAGCAGAGGAUCCUGGAACUGACUUCAAGCCCAUCGUUUUAGCACAUCCUGCAAUAGACAUGAGCAGACCGGAGCAGAAUGUGGCUGGAGAUAAUAAUCUGGCAUCUUGCUUGACAUAUAUUGAAAUGAACCCCAGCAAUAAGCACCCUGAUAAUGGUGAACCUGGGUUAGUAAUUGCCACUCAUUAUGAGACCAGGUCACCUAUAGAUAAUUAUAUCAGGACUGUAUCGGAGGAAGCAGCUGCAUUUCCUGUCCCUGAGGAUGUUGUCUCCACAGACAAAGUUGUGUUAAACGAAGUGAGCAAGGAGGAGAAUGGAGCCAAUAAGGCCACACUGCUAUCCAAGAAACAUUGUCCAGUGAGCUUGAUUGAUCCAUUAAGUCCAACACCAAGGGAUCCACUCGAUGUGAAGUCAUUGGCGAGGGAUCCAAACAGUAAAGAACGUGAAGUGUUAUCAGCACUGUCUGGGACCAUCAAACGCUCUUCUUCAGUGAUCUCUGACUCUGGCAUUGAAAGCGAGCCAAGCUCUGUUGCUUGGUCUGAGGCCCGUAGCAGGGCUGUGGAAUUGCCCAGUGACCGAGAGGUCUUGCACCAACUUGUGAGAAGGCAUGCUGUCCACAGAAAUUCCUUAGAAGGUGGUCACACAGAAAGCAAUACAAGCUUGCCUAGUGGAAUCCAAGCUUCCCUCACCUCCAUUAACUCUUUGCCUUUUGAGGAAGAAGAAAGAGAGGUGGCACUUAACAAGCUGACUAAAUCUGUUUCAGCUCCUCAGAUAAAUAGCCCAGAAGAAUUGGCAGAGGACAAUGGCAUAUCCAGAAGUGACCAGUGCAAUUCAGAGACCUUGGAUGGACACUUUCAGAAAUACCUUGAAGACAACCCAGAUGAGAGCAAAAGCAUAGACUCCAUUAGGGACUUUCCGGGGUUUCAAAGUGACACCCCAAAGCAUGACUGUGAAGUGUGUAAUUCACUAGUAGAGAUGGUUUUUGAUACAGAUCAACCACAGGAAGAUAAGGGCUACAUGGACUUAGCAGAGGCUAAUGAAAAUCCACAUUUUCUUUUUGGGCACUGUAGUUUCACCUAUAGCGAACCGGUGGUGGAUGAAACAUCUUUUGUUGGAGGAGCCGAGUACUCCUCCAUGGCUAAAACCAAAGAAUUGAAUUUAGACAUAUUUCAUGUCUCUAAAGUAGAUGCUAUCCAGGAUGAUGUUUCUAAUACAGAUCUGUUGGAGACUCCAGAGACUGGGUCUGAGAUCUUGAAGACUGACAGUAACAUGUUUUCCAGCAUCAACAUCUCAGUCAUUGAGGAUUCCCCUCCAUCCCCACAUCAGGUGCCUGAAUUUUCCUGUAGUUCCUCUACAGAGACUGUCAGGCUAGAUACAAACACAGAGAAAAGUAGAGACUCUUCCACUGGUGAUGAUGCUUCUACCCAAGAAGGGUCCCAGAUUUUGCAGGAAGUUGAUCUGGAUGAGAUCACUGUGGUCCACCACAGCCAGGAAAUCCCUGACAAUGAUUACCAAUGUCUCGAAAACUUUGACUCUAAGCCUAUUGCCAAUAGCAACAAUUUCCAUUUUGCCAGUACAGAGGCAUUAGCACUGGACACAAGAAAGGCUGUGGAGGUGGUUAAUUUGUCUGUGUCCUGCACAGCCACAUGUCUUCCUUUCUCCUCAAUGCUUAAAGAAGCUCCUGCCAAGGGUGGACUUUCUUCUAAACAAAACCCAUUCCCAAUUACCCACCAGCCUGUGGGUUCUUUUGGGGUGGUCUCAUGUGAGAGAAGAAAUUUUGAGGAAGAAAUUAAUGAAAGAAUGUUUAGUUUUUAUCAGGCCAAAGAGAAAUUUAAAAAAGAACUGAAGAAUGAAGAAUGUCUGUACAGUGACUUAUCUGUACUAGCUUCUGACUUGCCAUAUUUUCCACCAGAGGAAGAGGAAGAAAACUUGGAAGAUGGGAUUCACCUGGUUAUUUGUGUCCACGGAUUAGAUGGUAACAGUGCAGACCUCCGCUUGGUAAAAACUUUUAUUGAACUGGGCCUUCCUGGAGGAAAAUUGGACUUCUUGAUGUCUGAGAGGAAUCAGAGUGACACGUUUGCUGACUUUGAUACAAUGACAGACCGAUUACUAGAUGAGAUCAUUCAGCAUAUCCAGUUAUAUAAUCUCUCCAUUUCUCGAAUCAGCUUCAUUGGCCAUUCCCUUGGCAACAUCAUCAUCCGAUCGGUAUUGACUCGGCCUCGUUUUCGGUAUUACCUCAACAAGCUCCACACCUUCCUGUCUCUCUCUGGACCACACCUGGGGACCCUUUACAACAAUAGUACUCUUGUUAGUACAGGUUUGUGGCUAAUGCAAAAGCUGAAGAAAUCUGGAUCCCUUUUACAGUUGACCUUCAGGGACAAUACAGAUUUGCGCAAAUGUUUCCUGUACCAACUGAGCCAAAAGACAGGCCUUCAGUACUUUAAAAAUGUUGUAUUGGUUGCUUCUCCUCAAGACCGGUAUGUGCCAUUUCAUUCAGCAAGAAUCGAAAUGUGUAAAAUGGCUCUCAAGGACAGGCAUACAGGUCCAGUUUAUGUUGAAAUGAUCAACAACCUUCUCCAGCCUCUGAUUGAGGCCAAGGAUUGCACUGUAAUUCGUCACAACGUGUUCCACGCUCUGCCCAACACUGCCAAUGCCCUGAUCGGCCGAGCUGCCCACAUAGCUGUGCUGGAUUCCGAACUGUUCCUGGAGAAAUUUUUCCUGGUUGCAGGGCUCAACUACUUCAAAUAAUGGAUUUAGGGGAAUCAGUUGGGCCCCUGAGUAACACCUCAAAAAGCAAAGAGUGCACUUUUUUCAGUAUCAUCCUGACCCUUAGCUGAAACAUACAGCUUUUUAGACUUGGGAGGCCCAUGCUAAACAUUGAGAUAGGAGCACCAUUUGCAUUUUCAAUGGAGAGUGGAAAGGAGGAAGCCUUUUGGGGGAUGAUUAGAAAUAAUGAAGCUGCUCCUAUCUUGGUUUAGGGAAGCCAAGAAAACUGUCAUUUACCAAAUUAUAGAUUGUCAUUAGGCUGGGGACUCCACAGGAACAAGAAGAAAAACAAACAAGUAUUGGGAGAGAGAUGGUAGGACCAGUGUCAUAAUCUCAAUAGUAUAGAACAAUGGCUUUCUCCCCCAUUUAACUUGAUUUGUCCAAAGCAUUACCAGCUUGAGUGUUUGUGGGUUGAUACAAGUGCAUAGAAACAUUUCAGAACUCAGGUUAAAACUUCUUUUAUGUGUGUGUAGAACUGGAGAAUAUUUAUGUGCAAAGAAUCCUUUAUAAAUUCUUUUGUGCCAUCUCUGUUUAAAAAAAUGUGAUCUCCAUUCCAUCAUUCUUUUUCACUUUUUCUCAAUGUGGUUAUAUGGGGGUAUUCUUCAUAAAACCUUUUAUUUUUUUGAUGGUGGGGGGUUGGAACAUGAGGGAGGGAGAGAGCUUUAAGGUAGUUCAUCUAUAAUCCUAAGUAUUCUGAAGAUAAAUUACCCAUGAAGAAUAUAAUAGGCCAGAUGGUCCAGAUACCAUAUUUCUGGAUCCCUACUUAAAUUGCUGAUCUAAUCCAUAUUUUUGGCAUUGGUAAUGUUGACAUCUUUGUUUUUGGCAAUAUAAUUUACUUACAAGAAACUAGAAUAACUGAACUCAAAGAAGAACCUACAGUAUAUAGAGUUAAUGAAUCAUUGGUAUCAUACAAAGAAAUACCAACUUACCACCUAAUGCCAUUGGGGGUGGGAAUCAAAAACAAAACGGAAGAGAAUUAAAAUUGCCAACUGUUCCUUCUUCAUAAGGAAACAAAGGCAUCCAGAUUAAGGGUAAUGAACUGAACCCCAAUCUAAGUGCAAGGAGCACAUGCCUUGUAUCUUUUAAAUACAGUGUCAUUUUAAAAACUUAUUCAGGUGACAAUACGGAAAGAGCUGGCAAAAUGGCAAGAUGAUUUCAGAAUAGAUAUGGAGCAAUGUGUUGGGAAUGAGGUUCAAAUCCCAGUUCCACUACUUAUUAGCUGUGUGAUUAUAAGUAAGUCACUCAACCUCUGUGAGCUUUAGCUUCCUUGUCUUUCAAUAAGGACUUGGACCUCUAAAUUAGUUGCCAUCUCUAUGAAGCCUUUGAAGACAGGGGUUAUUUCUGUGUGACUUAAAAGAUCAUUUAUAAGUGGCUUGAGAAAGGACAUUUAAAACAUCAUAUUUGAUCUGGUCUUAUUCCUACUAAAGAAUUGAGAAUAUAUUGAAUGCUGGCUGAAUGAGGUUUUUUUUUUAAUUUUAAAUUAAGUGAAAGUGAUUUAAAAGUCCAUGUCAGAGGAUAUUUCCUUCGAAAGCCUAUGGAGAACAAAGACUUCAUGCUUUUACCCUGCCAGAAUCCCAUUCAUCAACAGUGAAAAAAUUCUUCAAGAAAACUUAGUGAAGCUAAGUUCCAAGUACCCAAAUUACAAAAUCAAAACCAAAACCAAACAAACAAAAAAACUGGUACACUGUUUCUUUUGAAUGUAUUGAAAAACAAAACAUGGACAGAGCUAGUAAAGAGAAAGAAAACAUGGCUCAAGAAACAUGAGUACUUCUUUGGAAACUCUUUUUAAAAUGAUAAACUGAGACUUGGGCUUUAAAAGAUCAUUAAAACAUUCAUGGGGUCAGUGUUUAGAUUAUUUUUUUUAAUAGGGGCCAGAGAUAUGGUGAAAGAAAAGGCAGCCACCCCAAAGACUGAGUUAGUUUUAGCUCAGAGAUGUUAUUUCUGAGUUGUGUUCCAUUAACCUCACAGAAGUGUGUGGUUACAAAAAAAAUAAAUCAUAGAGCUUGAAGUACCUGUAAAAAAAAUAGAAUGUUAAGGCUGAAAAGGACUCGAGUACAAAGUAUGUUAUGAAUUAAAGGGUCCUUAGAAUUUAACAUGUUAAAAUAUAAUGUCACAGCUGAAAGAAUUUUGGGGAGCAUGUUUCAGUCCUCUAAUUUGAGAGAUGAGGAAAUUGAGGCUCAUAAGGGUUAAGUGACAUCCAGGUAGGCACAGAUAAUAAGUUCCAGAGCCAGAACUUCCUUUGAAUUUACUCCUGGCUACAUAGAGUCAGAAGGGCUAAAGUUGAUUAUAAGCAAAUAAUCAUCUCCCUAGUGAUCAGUUCAAUCUCUGGCUCUCUUUCUUUUUAGGAGAUAAUGUCUAUGAGGCUCAUGGAAUUAUAUUCUCUCUGAAUGUCCAGCACUCUGGAUUUCAUGAUGCAUGUUCACCCCAGAAGAAGGGCUCACAAUUGAUAACAAUGUCCCCAUCUUGGCCAAAUGCAUUCUUUCCCAUCAACACAUCAGUCUUGCCAUUGCAUGUCUAUGAACCUGUCUGUGAAAUGUGUCAAUGUGUGUGAUCAUUUGAAGGCCCUCAGAGCCAGUGGCUAUAAAGCCUUCAUGAAUCCAAGUAUUGUCCGUUUAAAAUUAAUAAGAUUUUUUAAGAAAAAUCUCCUAUGUGCUGCCUAAACCAACUGAUAAAAAUACUGGCAAUAAUAAAUAGUUCAGCAAUGUGA
Messenger RNA from Monodelphis domestica (gray short-tailed opossum), 8081 nucleotides. RefSeq names its product family with sequence similarity 135 member B (gene FAM135B). Gene Ontology annotation, biological process: lipid metabolic process. The record is from RefSeq and is a predicted model, not a curated record. NCBI's taxonomy places the organism in Eukaryota, Metazoa, Chordata, Mammalia, Didelphimorphia, Didelphidae.